Molecule: messenger RNA, 885 nt
Organism: Penicillium subrubescens
Lineage: Eukaryota; Fungi; Ascomycota; Eurotiomycetes; Eurotiales; Aspergillaceae
Product: bZIP transcription factor
Exons: 2
Coding region: 1-885 (294 amino acids)
Source: RefSeq, a predicted model, not a curated record
AUGUCAUGCGAUAAGGAAACCGAACGCACUAUGCGCCUGCGGGAAAAUAAACGUCGCAACAGAGCACGCCAGAAAGAAUAUACCGCUGAUCUCGAACGAAGACUUCGACAGUUCGAACAAGAUGGUAUCCGAGCAACCAUCGAAGUUCAAUCAGCCGCGAAGAAGGUUGCAGAGGAAAAUAGUUAUUUGCGCGAGCUACUGCUAGCGAUCGGCUUAGAUCACCCAGCGAUCAACGAGUGGGUGACUAGGAGAAGGUGCUCUAGUGAUGCGAUAGAGACAACCGAAAAUCAAUGCCGCAAACGCGCAACGCGAGAGAAGACUUGCAAUAAAGCCCAGCAAGGGGAAUCUUCUAGUGGCCCAUCAUCUCAGCCGCGAUGCUCGGCGCCCUGCACAACGAACCCUCGAGCGGACAGGUCUCUAUCCGAUGAAAGCGUUGCCAAAUUCACCGAUGGGUUAGAUGCCACCGGACAAAUUCAAGCUCACGAACAAAUCUCGGUACCGAAGGAAGAUAUAUGUAGCUCGCACAACACACGGGAAAAUGCCAAUCAUGGAGGAUCGUCGCCGAGAGAAUCGAUCAGUCCCGAAGGAAGCCCCUCGCAACCGCCAUCUGCACCCUGCAAGCUUCUAGUUCGUUUCGCCGCCAAUCCUGGUACCGAUGUCUCACAGAUCCUGGCCGGUUCGGAGAGUGGGUCAAAGUCAGACGGCGCAGACGGUGGACUGCCUUGCGAAAGCGCAUACAAGCUCUUGAUGCAGUAUGCUACCAGUGAAGAGAAACUGGAAGCUCUCGCUCGGACUCUCGAGGGAGGGUGUGUCCCGAACUCGAAGGGUGGAUGUCAGGUCAAAAAUGAGACAGUAUCGCAGGCUCUCCUGGAUAUUUGUCUUUAA